CCUUGUCUAAUCGAGUUGGUUUGACAUUAUCAUUCAUAUGAUAAAAAUGCUUUCAUGGUAAUUGACUACUGUGCUUCAGUGUUAUCUUAACAGCUUUUUAGGAAAAUAUUCAUUAGCUGUUUUGCUUUUCGAAAGAUAACUGGCUUUACUUACUAGAAUUUUCUCCUUUUUCCCCGCCUAUCUGUGACGCGAUGCUAUUUUACGAAGAACAUGUUUACGGGAUACCUAGAUUUCUAACGAAUUGGACCAUAGAUGAUUUGAAAGAACUCGAUACGUCACUAUAUCCCUUUCCUAAUACUUUGUGGCAUGUGAAGUCCGUUGAGGAAGUUACACUCAAGGCGUCUUUCAUGGUCCUCGUGGGGGUUACUGGCAUCUUUCUUAACUCUAUUAUUCUGAUAAUUCUUCUUAAUAACAAAUGGCUGUGGACAGCGAGUAAUUAUCUUGUGGGUAACUUGGCUGCAGUAGACCUCAUUACACUUUUAUUCUGCCCCUGGCUCAUGCUUGCCAGGGACUUCUAUCAACAAUACGUUUUGAAGAACUUCGGUUGUAAAUUUGAUGGCUUUUUACAAGCCACGAUGCUUCUUGCCAAUGUAGCAGCAAUAAUUUUAGUUUGCUACGAUAGACUUGCAGCAGCAGUGUUGACUGCAGAGGCGAAAAUAACCAAAAGUGUAGCACCGAAGCUGAUUUUCGUUUCAUGGAUUUUAUCAAUUGUGUUAUCAACGCCGUGGAUAUUCAAAAGGGAAUAUGUAGAGCGUCCAUGGAAAAAUUAUUUGGAAACAUAUUGUGUUGAAGACUGCGAUUUCCUCUGCAUCUACUGGCAUUUUUUGGUGAUUCUUCUCGUAUGGAUACCACUCACAGCUAUGACCAUAACUUAUGGUGCUAUUAUAUGGAAAUUAGAAUGGGGAGCCCGGGAACUUUUAUCCAGAGGUGGUGGUAGAACGAUCAUUCUUGCCAAGAGGAAGACCAUGCGAGUGACAGCUUGCAUUCUUUUAGCAGCUGCCAUAUGUAGGAUACCAUUCACAGUCCUCGUUUAUUGGAGGAAUAAUUUGAGGAAAGAAAUAAAUGCGGUCGAUGGAGGAUAUUCUAUAAUAUGGUUCAUAGCAACAUAUUUAAUGUAUGCCAACUGCGCUAUCAAUCCAGUUAUAUAUGGAUUUACUAAUACCAGAUUUCGAAAAGCUAUGGAUAGGACUCCAUGUAUAGCAUGUUUUAGAUUUGGAUCGCUUUGCUGUGUUUACGGAAAAGAAAUUAAAGAAAACCAAUCACCGCAACAUAAUAACAAUGAGAAGUUAUUUGUCAUAGAAGGUACACCGCAACCACGAAGAAAAUUGUCUCAAAUCGUUAAAAAUCUCCUGCAUAUCCAUAGACACACAGUUGAACUGAGUAUUGCUAAAGUAGACGAAGCAACUACUAAACCUACAAAAGUUACACCACUUAAGAUUGAGCACUUGUAGAAUAUGGCAUUCACGACUUCAUAAAAGAAGUUUGACACUCACUUCGUGUUUACUUAAAGAAACUUUUCAACCAUCUUCGUCCAUAAAUUGUCGGCGAUAGGAGCAUUAAUAGUUAUGCAUGUUUGAACGAAUGUCGCCGUGUAUUUAAU
Molecule: messenger RNA, 1600 nt
Organism: Danaus plexippus (monarch butterfly)
Lineage: Eukaryota; Metazoa; Arthropoda; Insecta; Lepidoptera; Nymphalidae
Gene: NGR-A34
Product: G-protein coupled receptor 54
Exons: 7
Coding region: 192-1451 (419 amino acids)
Biological process (GO): G protein-coupled receptor signaling pathway
Cellular component (GO): plasma membrane
Molecular function (GO): G protein-coupled receptor activity
Source: RefSeq, a predicted model, not a curated record